Molecule: messenger RNA, 7705 nt
Organism: Paramisgurnus dabryanus
Lineage: Eukaryota; Metazoa; Chordata; Actinopteri; Cypriniformes; Cobitidae
Gene: rab11fip3
Product: RAB11 family interacting protein 3 (class II)
Biological process (GO): endocytic recycling; regulation of cytokinesis
Cellular component (GO): endocytic vesicle; midbody; cleavage furrow
Molecular function (GO): calcium ion binding
Source: RefSeq, a predicted model, not a curated record
UGAGUGUGUAUGCGUGUGAGACAGCAGCAGUGGUUGUGUAUUGCUGCUGAUGAGAGAAGAGAGAGAUAAAUAUAACCGUAACAUCAUCCGUCGACUAAAAACAUCACCGCACGAGCGAUUCUCGAGAUUGAGAUUAACGGAUAAAAUUGUCUACGAGGGAUUAUAAUAAAAGGACACGCGCUUUUUCUUGUGGGAAAUCGGUGGUCUCGAGGUGAUUUCAUCCCGCUAACAGGCUAAUAACAAGCGCAGGUGGAUGACUCGCGCGACUCGACCUGGAUGUUGGCCUCCUUUUGAUAAAGAUUGAGGAAUAACCGCAAAUAAUUAAGUCAGAUGAAGGGAUUCAAAUCAAUUCUGACUAGCAGCCGGAGACAUAUCGAGGAUCGUAUUUUAUUGUAAACAGGAAAAUCAAAUCAAAAAGAAGGGUCGGAUGGGCCAGCUAACCGGCUAGUGGGUUUCCCUCAGAUGGGCAGGAUGCUGAUGCUAGUACAAUCUGUGAUUUAAGGGUUUAUUUUAAUUCCCCUUUGCUUGGUAACACAUUGUAAGACAGCUGGUUAAAACAUAGUAUGCUGUGGUUAACAUGAAACGUUGUUUUGUGUUAUUUUCGUUACGUUAAGCUUUAUUUGAGACCGAGACAAUCGAGGUAAAUGAUUAAAAACACUGCCAUGAAACUAGUUUAUGUGUAUCUAAAAUAGUUUUGUACAACGAAUCUAAUAACUAGGCGUUAAUACUUAAAUAGUCAUUGUUAUAUAAGCCCGUUAUAAGUAUGUAAUGUAACGGUCCACGGUAUUUGCCUAUGAGACUGGUAGUUUUGCUUAACUAACACUGUUAAUAUCACUGCUAAAUGAGUUUACAAAAUCUCUAGGCCUGCUUUUACAGUAAACAACAACAAUGGAUUUUUGAUAUGCAAUGUUAUAUUUGUAUUACUAAUGCUUAUCUCUAUUUUAUGUAUUCUGUAAUAUCUUUACAGAUUAUAACAUUUUUAGGAAUUUUUUAAUUUGUCAAGUGUGUUUUUGGACUGUACUCCUAAACAAUGCUGUUAUGAUGUAUUGAGUGCUAUGUGGAUCAGGAUACUCAGUGAAGUAUAAAAUGAAUGACAAGAUGUGACACAUGUUUAAAUGUAAAACAGGCAAAUAAGGCCAAUAUUUUGCAUAUUGGAUAAAAAUAUCUCAUCCAAACAAAAAGGAGUCGUGUUAUGGCAGUGAAUCAUUAUCUCUAUGUUUGCAAAAGUAAACGGGACCAUUUGAUUAUUUACAGACUGGUGGACAUUUAUGGGUUUAAUCAAGAAUUACUUUCUGUGCGUGCGCUGGAAAAGGUCACAAAUUGCGGCUGAAUUCCGAACAUUAUUACCUUGUGGGAUCAUAACGAAAAGUAUUGGAAUCUCCGGAAUAUUUAAAGGGGACACAACUUUUUUUCAAUGGAGCAAGUUCUCUCCAGCCCUCAGGGUUGCUCUGAAUGGGAGGUGAGUGGGAAGGGGGAAUGGGAAUCUGACCCGAAUCCUCUUGGAUUUCUCAUCAUGGAUAAAGAUAACAGUACUGUUAAAGAUUCUACUGAUGAGAUUUUUCAAGAUAAUGCUUUAAGCAUAGAUGACUUAUUUUGGGCUUCUCAGUAUUCAGGACAGUCAUAUCCAUGGGAAAAUGAUCUGGAGUGUGUCUGUCCUGAAUGGGAGACUCCGACAACUCAUCCUCAAGACCUUAUAGGCGAGGAUUAUCUUGGGAUUUCUGAUGAUGUUGUUGGAGAUCUCAUCAGUUUUAAUUCUAUGUCAACAUCACCCGCUUCCUCAGACAUACCUGUGCAGAGUCAAAACAGCUUUUACGACUUUUUAGGAGAACAGACACCGAAUAUCAUGGAACCCACAAAGAAUGCUGCCGUAAAUCCUUUAGAUGAAAUAUGCAUAGAUGACACAGGCAAUGACUUUGGGUUUCAGACUGAGGAAAAAUUAUUAGAAGAAACACAUUUAACAAACUGUGACUUCAGCCAUGAUUCCCUAAUGGAAAUGUUAUUUGUUAACGAGGAGAGUCGGAGUUCAUCGUCACAUGAGACUGUGACAUCUUCAGGUUUGUUGUCAGUUUCUCUGGUGGAGGUGUCAUGUACAAACACACAUUCAAAUCCCAAGCCUUCAAUUAUUUGUCAGACACCUCCAACUACUUGUAAACACGACAACCUUUCAUCCUCUGACUUUCCUCAUGGGCCCAUCACAUCGGUGACAUUUACGGAGUCAUCUCUACUGCCAUCUUAUGAGGCUAGUGCUUUUCUUCCAGAGGAUAAGAUGCAGAUUUUGUCACCGGAGCUUUUGGCUGGAGGUCUGUACUCUGAACAGGAGAGUUGUAAGCCCUCAGCUAGUAACAAUGAGCCUCAGAGCCUGGAGACAACAGACACAAACACUAAAACUACUGAAGAACCAACACUGCUGACAUUUGAAGAAAAGACAGUCUGUACGAGACCAGAGUCAUGCAUAUCACCUGAACCUUGUGAGGAAAUAUGUGACACAUCCCCGGGGUGUAAGGAGGUAAGAGCCAACGGUCUUUCUGACAACCCUCUUGCAGAUCUCACCUCAAUAAAUCCUUUAAAUGAACUUGAGACAGAGGCACCAGUGGAGUCCACAUCAGCCUUAAGUAUCAGCACUCCUGAACAUUAUGCCUUACAUGAGCUCCCACCCGAGUCUGACACCUGUCAUGAGGACCACAGCCCUCCCACAUCAUCACCAACUGAUGCUGAUGCCUUAUUUGCGUUGCCUAACAACAAUGAUGGAGACUUUAAUCCUGACAUCACGUUUGACAAUGUGAUAACAGCUUCCUGUGAAGCCAUACAGUCAUCAGAUUCUUGUAAAUCUCUUACGUCAUCAGAGAUUGACGACUUGCAGACAACGCAAGAUUGUGAUGCAACCUCCCCUGAUUUCAAAUCUGACGUCAGAGAUGAAUUUCGGAGUAAUACAGGCAACUCUGAAAAUGUUGUGAAGGCUAUAGAGACACCGUGUGCAGACAUCCCAACCACAACAGAUAACAUAGAGGACCCUUACGCACCCAGAGUUACGGAUACAAAUAUUUUAUCUGAUUUCCAUUACGAUCAAGAGGAAACCACUCUUACAGGCAACUUAAACUGUUUGAAAGUAAAUGAUGAUCUAAGUAGGUGUAUACCUGAAAACCACCAAGAAUUAAAUAAAAUGGGUGAAGAAUGCCAGGAACAAAUCACCAUUCAUAGAAAUACAGACAACACAUUGGUGGAAAGUCUUAAAACUGUGGACCAAUUGAAUAACUGUUUGUCUGCAAAGGCAGGAACAAUUGUAAAAGACACAAUACCUCUCCGUGACAAUCACAAUACCCCAUCGAAAGUUGAGGAGAAACUUCACAGAUUGACUUCACACAAAGAAGAGAUAUCAGAUUACAUGACGUCCAUUCAGAAUCAAGUCAUUCUUCAACGUGCAAGUGAUCCUGAUUCUCCGGAGUCCACUCCCUUUACCUUUGCAGGUGAUCAGCUGACCAUGAUGGGUGGACUUGUGAGGCGGGAUCAAGAGACCACAGAAGUUCCCAACAAGUUAAGUGAGGCUACAGAAGAGAAAGAGGCGGAGCUUUCUGCCCAACCCGCUCAUCAUGAGGAUUUCAAUCAGGUGAUACUAUCACAGAUAGACCUGCCACAGGAGCAACAAGUGAGCUCUCCCCCCAGCUCUCCACCCUCGCCCAAAAAUGUCUUUCCCUGUGGAGUCGGUCUGGACGGGGAGGCUUACCUGACCUUAAUGGAAAAUAAUCCUGAUACUCCCAACAUUCCCAAACAUGCAGAAAUGACUCUGGAUCUUUGCAAGGCCUCAGAUGCUCAGCAGACCAAAUCGCUCCAUGACCAGAGGGUCCCUGCAGAUUUGAUAAAUGUGCCUGUAGUUUCGGUGACAACCAGAGGAAACGAGGAACAUUCGGCUCUUCGUGCAGUGUUCCAGGCUUUGGAUCAGGACGGAGAUGGAUUUGUCCAUAUUGAGGAGUUUAUGGAGUUUGCAAAAGCUUAUGGAGCUGAACAGGUGAAGGAUUUAACCAGGUUCUUGGAUCCAAGUGGUCUGGGUGUGAUCAGUUUUGAGGAUUUCCACCGAGGCAUCAGCGCGAUCAGUGGCGAAGGUUCUGAUCCAGAUCUUAUCAAGACUCAGCUCAGUUCAGUGGAAGCCAGUGGACCUCCUGAGGAAUAUGAUGAGCAGGCGGAGGUCUCUGACAGUGCCUAUCUCGGAUCAGAGAGCGCCUACAGUGAGUGUGAAACCUUCACGGAUGAAGAUACGACAGCUCUGGUUCAUCCAGAACUUCACGAGGACGUGGAGACGGACAGCGGCAUUGAAAACACACUCACGGAUGGAGAUGAACGCAACAGGUUCACACUGGGCUCUGAUUUAAAUGGCCACAGUAUGAUGGCUGUGAUUGGAGGCGAAGAGGAGCACUUUGAGGAUUUCGGUGAGAGUAACAACGCAUCAGACCUGCUGCUGGCCGAUCAGGAGGAAGGACGGGAGGCUCUGGAAGAGGAGGGAGAUGCAGAGUCACGCCCACACCCAGACAGUCCACUGCCCCGCCCACUGAUGCUGCUGACACCUAGCCCCAGGUCUUUUCCUGCUAGUUUUCAGAGCUUCCUUCAGUCUGAAGCACUGGAGUUUUUCUGCACUCACUGUCAUAAGCAGAUCAGCCGUCUGGAGGAUCUGUCCACACGUCUGCAGCUACUAGAGAUGAAUAGUUCCAGUAAGAGGCUGUCCAGUAAAAAAGCAGCGAGACACCUGCAGCAGUCCACCAAUCUGGAUGUUAUGGGCGAUCUGAAUCAAGAUAUUUUGGACCUCGCGGAUCGGGACAUCACGGACAAGGUGUUACUGCUGGAGAAGCGCGUGUGUGAACUCGAGACGGAUUCGUCGGAGAGCGAGGAGCAGAUCGCUCGUCUGCGGCAGGAGAAUCUGACUCUGGUUCACCGAGCGAACGCUUUGGAGGAGCAGUUGAAGGAACAGGAGCUCCGCUCGGAGGAGAACACGCUCGCGCUCACUCGCAAACACAGAGACGCUCUUACCAAACUACAGCGAGAGAGAGAUCUUGAGAUCGAGAACCUUCAGGCCAGACUGCAUCAGUUGGAUGAGGAGAACAGCGAGUUGAGGUCGUGCGUUCCCUGUCUGAGAGCCAACAUAGAGAGACUAGAGGAGGAGAAGAGGAAGCUCCAGGAUGAGUUGGACGACAUAAGUGAGCGACUAAACGAAGAAUCUGAAUCUCGACAAAAAAUGUCUGACAAAAUGAGUCACGAACGUCACACCAAUCACAAAGAGAAGGAGUGCACGCAGGGGUUGAUAGAGGACUUGAGAAAGCAGCUGGAACAUCUGCAGCUGUUUAAGUUGGAGACGGAGGCGAGAAGAGGCCGAUCGUCGAGCAACGGUCUGCAGGAGUACAACACACACAUGAGAGAAAAUGAGCUGGAGCAGGAGAUACGCAGACUCAAACAGGAUAAUCGUGGUCUGAAGGAACAGAACGACGAAUUGAACGGUCAGAUUAUUAAUCUGAGUAUCCAGGGUGCAAAGAGUCUGUUUACAGAGUCUCUCUCCGAGUCUCUCGCUGCCGAGAUCAACAACGUCUCUCGCGGAGAGUUGAUGGAGGCAAUUCACAAACAAGAGGAGAUUAACUUUCGUCUGCAGGAUUAUAUCGACCGCAUCAUCGUCGCCAUCAUGGAGUCCAACCCCUCCAUCCUGGAGGUCAAAUAUUAAAAAGAGCAAUGAUGUCUAAUGAUGAAGAGUGAUUUAUAAACUUAUAAAGACUGGAGAUAAAAUUGCACAGAUCUGGAAUGAAUGUAAAGAUUUCACUAUGUUGAUCAACACCGCUUUCAUACAUAACAAAAAUGAUUUUAUUUGUGUGUGCGUGCAUGUGUGUGUGUGAUUGGCCUUGAUGGUUCUUGUGACUUCCCAAUAUUUGGGUUUGAGGGACCAUAUCCCUCUCUUUGCAUUUCUGUGUGUUGUUAUAACAUGAGUGAUAUUCAUCGACUGAAUUUCAGUCUACACGCGUGCUUAUACACACGCAUUCAUGAAGUUUUGCAGUGUAAAUGUUUUUAAGUUAAAUAGCAGUGCAUAAUACAUAAACAAUCACACCAUCAGCCCAUGUGAGGGACAUUUGCUGACCCGAGGGUUUUAUGUGUGAAUAUUUGUUUGCGUUUUGUCAUUGCGAUUUAGCUCAGAUUUAUUUUGUUUAUAUAUUGGUUAUAUAAUGUACACUCGUGUGUCUUAUUUAUUACCAUGAUGCAGAAUGCAAAGGAUCACGAGUGAAUAACACCCACUGGAGGGAGUGUAUGGGUUCAUGAAUCUUUCAGUGUUGCAUUGUGGGUAAUGUUUUGGUCCUGUGCAAUUUUCUGCUGAGUUGCUGGAUAUCUCCGUCUGCCUCUUCUAUCCUGGAUUUAUUCAGAAAGACUUUGAUUUCUUGUACAGAAGACUCUCUUUAAAAUGAGAUUUCACUGGAGCAACCGUUUAUUUUAUUUACAGAAGAUAUUCUUUAUUAUUUAACUUGUUAAAAAGGUGAAACUUUUAAGGGAAGGUGAAGAAAAUGAAGACAAUUAUUGCUGCAGCGAACAGAAGAAACGGGAAAUGAAAUGAACUGUUCCUGUUUAUCUCGGCAUUAAGCACUGAAGGGAAUCUCACUGGAUAUGGACCUGUAAUUCCUUGUUUUCAAUUCUUUGCUCUUUCUGUUGAAUACGAAUGUGUUUUUUUGCUUCAUAUAUUUUUAUGGACAAAAGAAAGUGAGAUACUGUUUGAUUUUGUCUUCCACAAGAGCGAUGUCUUUCCCUGUAUUCCAGUGUUUUGUUAUGGAUGGACAUCUCUCUCAUUUGGCACAAGGAUAAUUAUCUCACUUUGGAAUUUUGAUACUGGUGAAGUGAAGAAAUGGCCAGUGAUACUUCCAGGAUCGAGAUUCAAGACUUUUAAAUGAAGAAUAACACAUUAUGUUGAUCUAAAUAUUUUGUUUCUUUAGUUUGGAUUGUGCAAACUCGGCACUUAACGUCCAGUUUUUCUCUCUGCUACAAAAGUUUAGUUUGGUUGAUCAGAUCUUUAUGAAGGAUGUUUUGUAAAGGACAAUGGUAGAAUAGGGUUUAGGUUGAGGAUAGGUCUGCUAUCUUCAGCUUUUAUUAUUGACCAAAGGAUCUGACCUUCUCAUCCGAAUGGUCUACUGCUGUUCUCGUCUGUAUGGCUGUUUAAGAGCUACUGUAAUUAUAUAUGAUGGACACUUUAACUUACAAGAAACACUUUUGCCUCUGAAUUUAGGUUGGCUGAUUUCCUUGGAAGAACUGAAUUUAUUGCUAUUGAUAUGUUUAAUGUUUAACAAAUCCUGUUUAAAAUGUGAACAUGAUUUAAGAAAAAACAACAACAACAAUUCUGCACACAUUUCCAGUGUCCAAAGAAAACAUUUCACAGCUUGGGAGGAGUUCUGCUUGCCACUUAGACUUUAAAAGCCUAUUAAUAGUUACACAUAAAUGUCAAUACAGAAUAAAACUGAAGAGGCAGUCCUUGUAACAAAGGAUACAAUUGUAAAAAUGUUUACUCUUAAUUGUUAAGGUAACUGUAUAAAGGAAAACUAUCAGUAUUGUCUUCUGUUGAAUGUUUUGCUUUCUUUUGAAGAUGACCCCCUAAGAUGUAUCUUUUACUGUUCGGGGGUCUUAUAGAUUUUCAAAUAAUUGUAUGAAGGUUAAAUGAAAACUGAAAAGAAAUUAGUCACCAAUAAAUUAAGUGAAA